AUGGCAACCGGGGUAGAGGGUGGCAAGCAGGUACUCAGGGAGCAGGUUGCUGCCAGGAAGUUUACACCUGGCGAGUCGAGCGUCCUUCUACAAUAUACCCAAGUCAUUCAUGCUGAGGUGAAAUCUUUCUUGGAGACAGAUUUCGCCUCCUACCUCCACCUUGGUGAGCUCAACAUGGAAGGUCUUCGUCUGCUGUGCAGUGACCCUGAUCUUGAAGGAGAAUGUACUAAAGGAAGUACUUCUGGGACCGAACCUUCCCCCUACCCUCGAUAUGUGAUUUUUGCUAUCUCCCUUGUUAUGUGUGGAUUGCCUUUCGUUGGUGAAACUCAAACAAUGUUUUCUUCUGAAUGGUUUUUAUUUGGUGAACAACUUUGA
Molecule: messenger RNA, 375 nt
Organism: Lactuca virosa
Lineage: Eukaryota; Viridiplantae; Streptophyta; Magnoliopsida; Asterales; Asteraceae
Source: the annotation of a GenBank genome assembly